Cryptotermes secundus is the source of this 1418-nucleotide messenger RNA. RefSeq names its product trypsin-2. The record is from RefSeq and is a predicted model, not a curated record. Gene Ontology annotation, molecular function: serine-type endopeptidase activity. The coding region runs from base 17 to 787 and encodes 256 amino acids. Gene Ontology annotation, biological process: proteolysis. The transcript has 5 exons. NCBI's taxonomy places the organism in Eukaryota, Metazoa, Arthropoda, Insecta, Blattodea, Kalotermitidae.
UCGAAUUGGAAGAACAAUGUUACGCUUUCUGCUGCUUACUUCUCUUUUUGUCUGCGUUCUUGGCGCUGCCCCACGGCUCAGACGCCCGCGUCUAGACGGCCGAAUUAUCGGCGGUGUAGAUGCAGAUAUCGAAGACUAUCCGUAUCAGCUCUCAGUCGAGUACAGCAACAGCCAUAUUUGUGGAGCUGCAAUCAUCAGCGCCAACUGGGUUGUGACGGCUGCGCAGUGCGUCGAUGGAUUGUCUCCUUCCCGCGUCCAAUUCCGCGCCGGAAGCAGCAUCAGAGGCAAGGGAGGUUCCGUCCACCUGGCAACUCAGCUGAUUGCUCAUCCUCUGUACGAUUACUACACAAUCGAUUUUGAUGUUGCAGUUGUCAGGGUGUCUGUUCCCUUCGCUUUCGGAGUUGCAGUCCAGCCAAUUUCACUGAUCAUCUCUGAACCUGCUGCUGGUGAGUACGGAGUGGUGACUGGAUGGGGAACUCUCUCUUCAGGAACGUCCGAACUUUCCACUCUUCUCCAAGCAGUGAAUGUGACCAUCGCAUCUCGUGAAGAAUGCAAUGCUGCAUAUUCCGUCUUUGGUGGCAUCACAGAGCACAUGAUCUGCGCAGGCUCUUCUGGUGGAGGAAAAGGCGCUUGUCAGGGUGACUCUGGAGGUCCUCUGGCUGUUCGUGGAGAACUGGCUGGCAUCGUAUCCUGGGGAGGUGGUUGUGCUCAAGAUUCGUACCCCGGCGUGUAUACAAGCGUUGCAAGCCUUCGUGAUUUUAUUACUGAACAAGCCGGAGUAAAGUAGAGCUAUGACGUUCAUAGACAUUACUUGCUGCACAUAACACCUUGAAGAGCACGUUGCUAAGAUAAAGUUGCUGCUGAGAAGGGACAAUUCUUUCCCAGACAGUGGUAUUACUCGCCUGUGAGUCAUGACUGUUAUAGUGUCCUAGAUGGGGCCCUUUGCAAUGUCUGUACUAGGGAUUCUUCAGGGAUUUAUCAUUAAAGUAUCUCUAAAUAUUAACGACUAUGUGUUUUUAGAGUCUGUAUGUGCAGUGUGAAAUUUAUAAUCAGUUCUUUCUUUUAAAUAAUCCAUACCAACUGUUGUCAUGAAUCUGCGAGCCAAACUGCUAAUAGAAUAUCGAAUUUACGAGUAAUAUACAAGCAUAUACGAGUAAUAUUCCCAUGAAACGGCCAUAAAGAAGUAAAAAUAUGAUAUUAUUGACUGGAUUAAUUAUUUACGUGAAGUUAGCAACAACUGGGAGGCCAUUUUGUGCACGACGAUAAAUUUCACUGUUCCAUCAGGAGCGACGAAUUUCUUGUCGAUCGAAUAUCAGCUUCUCAGAAGGAUUUCUGAGUUAGUUAGAUGACCUUAAACAGCUGAGCCAUUUAUAUAUGAAUAUUAUGUUCUAAUAACAGUAAAUAUUCCUGUCAAAUAA